AUGACACACAUAUCUGAACGACGACACAUACAUCUGGACGACGACACAUAUCUGGACGACGACACAUACAUCUGGACGACGACACAUACAUCUGGUCGACGACACACAUCAACGACACACAUUCUUGCGACAUCACCGACGACCCAAGACAAGAAGACAUCACUCGACCAGAGCUUUCUGCACACGCGUCAGAAGCGUAAGGCAUUCAGGAUGAUGACAUCAACGGACGAGUCCUGGUGCCGGAUCCUAUAG
This is a messenger RNA of Clonostachys rhizophaga, 252 nucleotides long. Lineage: Eukaryota; Fungi; Ascomycota; Sordariomycetes; Hypocreales; Bionectriaceae. The record is from the annotation of a GenBank genome assembly.